Molecule: messenger RNA, 2194 nt
Organism: Maylandia zebra (zebra mbuna)
Lineage: Eukaryota; Metazoa; Chordata; Actinopteri; Cichliformes; Cichlidae
Source: RefSeq, a predicted model, not a curated record
UGUUGGUUUGUCUGUGUUCCACGGUGUCCUGUCCCUCGUGCGCUGCCUCGCCCCAUUCUGGUACCCUCUCAGGUGCAAUGGCCUCUCAAAUAGCAAAGGUGUUGUUGUCAUUGGAUGCUGAAGCAGUCGGCUCGCUCAAAGAAGGAGUCAAUUUCAAGAAAAGCCCAGAGGACGGCAAAUGUUACAUCAUAUUUAAGAGCAACAAUGACUUGAAAGCAUGCAAAAACCAGUGCAAGCAUCAAGGUGGGCUGUUCGUCAAAGACGUUGAAGACCUGGAUGCAAUGACUGUAAAAUGCACCAAACACAACUGGAAAUUAAACGUGUCAACAAUGAAAUAUGUGAACCCGCCCGACAGCUUCUUGCAGGAUGAGCUCGAGGUCGAAGUGUUGGAUGAUGGGGGGCUGCAGUUGGUGGAGCUGAGCCCUGUUGACCCCUGGAUGGCUGAUCCUCGAGAGCCUCUGGAGCUCCAGGAGGGAGAAGUCAAAGUGACUUACCUAACCCACGCCUGCAUGGAGCUACAGCUUGGUGAGAGAAGGUUCAUGUUCGACCCCUGGUUAAAGGGUCCCGCGUUUGCCAGAGGGUGGUGGCUUCUCCAUGAGCCUCCAGCAGAUGCUCUGGACAGGCUUUGUGGUGCAGAUCUCAUCUACAUCAGCCAUAUGCACUCAGACCACCUCAGCUAUCCCACACUGAAGGUCUUGGCAGAAAGAAGGCCCGAUGUCCCCAUAUAUGUUGGUGACACAUCCAGGCCUGUGUUUUGGUAUUUGAAGCAAAGCCAAGUGAAGCUGACCAACAUUAAAGUCAUUCCCUUUGGUGUUUGGCAAAAUAUUGAUGAACACCUGAGGUUCAUGAUCCUGAUGGAUGGUGUACAUCCUGAAAUGGACACCUGCAUCAUUGUUGACUACAAAGGUCACAUGAUCCUCAACACUGUGGACUGCACCAGACCAAACGGCGGCAGGCUGCCACAGCAUGUGGAUGUGAUGAUGACCGACUUCGCUGGAGGAGCUUCUGGAUUCCCGAUGACCUUCUAUGGAGGGAAAUACAGCGAUUCCUGGAAGGCAGAGUUUAUCAAGAAUGAGAGGAAGAAGCUGCUGAAUUACAAAGCUACACUGGCGAAGUCCCUGCAGCCCAGGAUCUACUGCCCAUUCGCUGGAUACUUUGUGGAGGCUCAUCCGUCAGACAGAUACAUAAAGGAUACUAAUAUCAAAAACAGUGCAGAGGACCUCAAUGCACUAAUUAAUAAGCUGGCACCAGCAAUCAAGACUUGGACACCGCAGCCAGGUGCUGUGCUGGACCUGGGCCUCGCUCUGAGAGACCCCACCAGCAGUGAGGCCAUCAUCAAUCCACCAGCCAGUGCAAAACUCUACAAGGACAGCUGGGAGUUCGACUUGUAUGUGAACGAGCUGAACGGUGCCAUCAAGUCGGACAUAUUUAAACAUCAGAGCUGGAUCCAGUUUUAUUACACGUGGGCUGGCUUUCAAAACUACAACCUUGUUGUGCGGGUCAUUGAAACAGACGACGAGUUUGAAUGCAUCACUGACGGUUAUGACUAUCUGGUGGACUUUCUGGAUCUAUCGUUCCCCACAAAGAGACCUGACAGAGAGCACGCCUACUUGGAGAUUAAAAACAGGAUUGGAGUGAUGAGGUACGUGGUGCUGCACGGCUGUCUGUGGGACGACCUGUACAUCGGCUUUCAGAACCGCGUCAGCCGAGACCCAGACAUCUACCACCACAAGUUCUGGAAGCACUUCCAAGCAGAGCUGCCACUUUGCAGGCCAGACUGGGAACAGUUCCGAAAACAGGUCUUCACCAUCGAUGAGUCGACCAUACCUCUCAGUGAUACAACGAUGGGAAAUAACUGUGCCCUGUCGUGAAUUGAUUCUGGUUUGAUUCUGGAUUUGUAAAGAUCCAGUUACUGAUUUGAUGUAAUGAUUAUUAACUAUGCAGUUCCAAUUGGGCCUAGGUCACCGCUUUACAUUAAUGAGAUAGCAAAGUAAUCAAUCAGGUGGCUGUCAGGUAAGGAACUCAGCUCAGGGUCAUCAGUCUUUAAUAGACAAAACACUGAUUUUGCACAUUUAAUCAUCUUUCAGAUCAGGAAAACUGUUUACAAUCACUUUCUGUGAAGUAUAAAUCUGUUUUUACCUUAACAAUGCUAUGUAAUUGAUGGUAAUAAAAAUGACAUCUAUUUUGCUAUUAA